UACCCAACAAAUGAUCAAACAAAGUUAUUAUCACGGAGUGCCGGAUUGGGCGAUUCGUGAUUGUGUGAAUCAAUAUUUCAAAUUCGUUCGUUCGGUUUUAUAAAAAAAUUUGUUUCGUUUUACUACGCUACUGAUCCAGGGACAAAUAAUCACCGGCUUUAUAAUUUGCCAAUCAUCAAAUCGUCUGAUUAACGACUUACCACAACAAUGGCCGACCAAAACAUCUUGGACAAAUCCAUGAGAAGUGUUUUCGUGGGAAACAUCCCUUACGAGGCCACUGAAGAAAAACUAAAAGACAUUUUCAAUGAAGUAGGACCUGUCAUAUCAUUCAAAUUGGUGUAUGACAGAGAAACAGGAAAACCUAAAGGUUAUGGCUUCUGUGAGUACAAAGAUCAAGAGACUGCACUCAGUGCUAUGCGUAAUCUCAACGGAUAUGAAAUUGGUGGACGAACUCUACGCGUUGACAAUGCAUGUACAGAAAAGUCUAGACUCGAAAUGCAAUCUUUAAUGGUGGGAAUGCCCACUUCGGAAAAUCAGUAUGGUGAAGCUGUAAGUGCCGAAAAAGCACCAGAAGCUAUAAGCACUGCUGUUGCAUCUUUACCGCCUGAGCAAAUGUAUGAACUUAUGAAACAAAUGAAAACAUGCAUUCAGAAUAACCCAACUGAAGCUCGAAACAUGUUACUGCAGAAUCCUCAACUUGGAUAUGCAUUAUUACAAGCACAAAUCAUUAUGAAAAUAGUAGAUCCACAAGUUGCUGCUAGUAUGUUACAAGCUACAAAUCAAGUUCCAACUACAACAGUUUCCAAUCCUGUUGCUACAACCACAACAGUCAUUAACCCAAUGACUCAAAUUCCUGCCAACGAUAGUAAUACAUGGGUACAAGCAAAUCCUAUAGUUACUCCAAUAGUCCAACCUCAAGUCGAAGAUAUGGAUUUGCGGCAAAUCAACCAUGUGCGUGUUAUGGACCAAGAUUUAAGGCAGGCUCCAAUACAAAUCCCAAUUCCUCAACCAUUAUCGUCAGUUCCAGUUGAACCUUCUAUUCCACAGCAAUUACCGGCAUCGAGAGAUCCUCGUGCACCAGUAGCAAUGGACUCAGAUAUUCGAACUUUCACUAUUAGAGAUCCAAGAGCUAGCAGCAAUAAUGUAGCAGCAUCAUUGUCAACAACAACAGUAACAGUUGCAACAACAGCAACUCCACCUCAGAUACCUCCUCCAGCAGUUCAGCAGCCUGCUAGACCACAAGCUGUUCAACAAACGGCUAAACCCAGCUCUUCUGAUACUGAAAAGGCAGCAUUAAUAAUGCAAGUGUUGCAAUUAACUGAAGAACAAAUUGCAAAAUUGCCUUCAGAACAGCGACAAAGUAUACUCGUUUUGAAAGAACAAAUAGCCAAGUCUGCUCAAAGAUAAUAAAAAAGGCUCAACAGACUUAUUAUAGAUAGUUAUUUAUCUUUUAAACAUAAGUCUAUAGUUAAAACUUAAUUUUUAUCCUUAUUAUAUUUUAUUUAUGAACUA
This is a messenger RNA of Sipha flava (yellow sugarcane aphid), 1512 nucleotides long. RefSeq names its product cleavage stimulation factor subunit 2 (gene CstF64). The transcript has 9 exons. The record is from RefSeq and is a predicted model, not a curated record. Gene Ontology annotation, molecular function: mRNA binding. Gene Ontology annotation, biological process: mRNA 3'-end processing. Bases 208 to 1407 code for a protein of 399 amino acids. NCBI's taxonomy places the organism in Eukaryota, Metazoa, Arthropoda, Insecta, Hemiptera, Aphididae. Gene Ontology annotation, cellular component: mRNA cleavage and polyadenylation specificity factor complex.